Cucurbita pepo subsp. pepo (vegetable marrow) is the source of this 672-nucleotide messenger RNA. RefSeq lists its product as uncharacterized. Lineage: Eukaryota; Viridiplantae; Streptophyta; Magnoliopsida; Cucurbitales; Cucurbitaceae. The record is from RefSeq and is a predicted model, not a curated record.
AAAAAAAAAAUNAUUCCUGAACCUACCCAUCUUCCUCCCAUUCUCACGUUCUUCAACCCGUCUCCUUCUUCACGCCAUCUCCUCCUCCGUUUCAGCAGCUCAGUGUCGCCGCCGCCGCCUUUCUCCGGUUCAAUACUUCCAACCAUAUUUUUUCCAGCAGUGCCGUCACAGCUCCCUCUAGCGAAUGACUGGAUUCAUUUCUAGGACUCAGAUUCAGAACUUGUUAGAGUUUUAAAAAAAAUUGAUUGAAAACUAUGCCGCACCGAACACGACCUAUGACUGCGCUCCUUGUGUUUACUGGUCUCAAUGUGGUGCUGGUAUCAACCAUCACACCCGUCUAUGAUUUUGUAUGCUUUCAUCCAUAUUGGGAAAGAAGGAGAGAACAUCGCCGGGAGCAACGCGAAGCUGCUAUAGGGAAAAGCUAGCAGACAGAAUCUUAUCAGCAAUGCAUUAGGACUGUACAUUUCAUCUAGGUUCCCCAUACUCCGAUCUUUUUAUGUGGGAUUUUCUCUUAUCAUUUCUAUCAUUCAAGAAAUAAAGAUAAAGAAAAUGGGAUAAGAAAGCCCUUUGCUUGCUAACUGCAGGAUUUAUUGUUUGUUAACACUUGAACUGGACCGUGGUUCAUGAUUGAUAUGUCAUAAUCAAUAUGCCUUCUUUUUGUGAUUUUGUUGA